Callorhinchus milii (elephant shark) is the source of this 1948-nucleotide messenger RNA. Its product is annotated as T-cell acute lymphocytic leukemia 2. The transcript is spliced from 2 exons. Lineage: Eukaryota; Metazoa; Chordata; Chondrichthyes; Chimaeriformes; Callorhinchidae. Bases 174 to 506 code for a protein of 110 amino acids. The record is from RefSeq and is a predicted model, not a curated record. Gene Ontology annotation, biological process: regulation of transcription by RNA polymerase II. Gene Ontology annotation, molecular function: protein dimerization activity; DNA-binding transcription factor activity, RNA polymerase II-specific; RNA polymerase II cis-regulatory region sequence-specific DNA binding.
CAAACCCAUAGCACGAAUCUGCAGAGGAUCUGGGUAUCUCGGUCUUAGCAGCUCACAAAAACCAUACAGCUCACAGACUCGGACCUUUCAGUGGCUUCUCCUCCCUUCACGCAUAUUCCUGAUACAAACCGUUGACGUCCCAGCACUUUCGUGAAACAGGGAUACCACAGAAGAUGACCAGAAAGGUCUUUACAAACACCAGAGAGAGGUGGAGGCAGCAGAACGUAAACAGCGCCUUUGCUGAGCUGAGAAAACUUGUCCCGACCCACCCUCCAGACAAGAAGCUGAGCAAAAACGAAAUCCUUCGGUUGGCGAUGAAAUAUAUCGACUUUCUAGUCAAGCUGCUUAAAGAUCAGGGCAUAGACCAAGAGACAGCAGACUUCAGCAAAUCUGGAUCUUUCCCAGAAACUGUCGUCUGCAGUCCACAAGCGAGAGGACACCAGUGGGUGACAGCAAUGCUCCAUCGCCAGCUUCAGGCUGCAGUGGCUGUAUCGAGGGGUCGGUGAGCCCCGGCAGCUCAUUCGAGGAACAUUCAGAAUCAGCUGAUAACACCGUGGCCCCAACCAUCAUAUAUCUCAAUCAGUUUGCUUUGUUCAAAAACUUACACGUUUUAUAGUUUGUGCCCUGGGUUAAACGUGAGCACGUGUCUCCGUACAGAGUCAUACCCCUAUGUGUGUAUGUGUGUGUGUGUGGCUAUUCCUCCGCUUAGUCUCUUUUACUGGCCCGAGUGAAACAUUGAGUCGCCCUAACAUUUUGAUUUCUGCAAAGCUUUAGCGGAAAGAGCACAACAUAGAGCAUGGUUGGCAGUAAGCCCGACAUCUUAUUUCUGAUGUGGGGCUGUGCUGCUUAGCAACAUAGAAAUCAACUACCCACAAGGAGGUCAUUCGGCCCAUCGAGUCCACACCGGCUCACGGAGCAAUGAGAUCAAUCCAAUCUCACUGCCCCACCUUAUCCCCGUACCUUUAUUACUCAGUGUAGAGAUGCAGUUGAGAGCUGCAUUUGCACACAAUUAAGCAGAGGAUAAAAUUACUAUUGAAAAUUUUUCUGUCACUCAAAGAGGGCAACAGUUUACUAUCUUAAACAUUGUAGCCAGUGUUUUCUCAUUACACCUGGACUCAUUAAAACCACAGCUGAUGGUAUGAUGGGAAGGUAAAUCUUCUGAAACGAUGAGAUUGAAAAGGCCGAAGGGUCCUCUUCAUCCCAACCGCUCAUGUGACUAUUUUUCUGGGCGACCGUUUCCACGUAACGUUGCACACUUUGAAUUCCUAUCUCUUGUGAAAUAGGCACUGAUAUAGAUUAGUAGGCAAAAUAGUGCAAGAAAUGUUUCUCUUAUCCAACAGCCGUGGCCAUCAUUUCAGUUCAAAGCUAUCAAAGUUCGUUACUAGAAACUAGCAGGGAAUAUCUAGAUAGUUGUCCUGACUGAGGUCUGAGCUCCUCUAGGAGACUAUAGUGAAGGUAUCUUGGGAACUGGAGAAUUUUCUACAACAGCUUGUAACAGUAGUAUUUCAUUCUGCAUAUGUGUGUGUGUAAUGCAUUCUGUGGUUACAAUUAUAAUAAUACCUGGAUCUGUUAAUCUUUACUAUGCUGUAAGACGUGUAAAAAAUAUUUUACAAUAUUGUGUUUCAAAGGAAGGGUAUUAAUGUAAACUAAAUGUAUUUUUUAACGAACAGGUAUAACUGCUAAAUCCGACCUUGUCAUAUGGUAUGUCGUGGAGAAAGUGAGACCGUGGUUUGUGUGCAAAGGCUUUACAGAGGCAGAGCUUCUGUUCCAUAGAAUUAGUAUUUCACAAUAUGUGUGUGACCAACUGAUCUGUGCUGGUGAUCAAAAUGAGUUACAGUUUGAUUUAAACUUUGCAAGGUAAGACCAGAAGAAUGAUCUUACUGUAUAUGGACUUUGUUCUGUAAAUAUUCUGACCAUUUGACAAUACAUUUUUGUUUGCAUUUUUUUC